Erythranthe guttata (spotted monkey flower) is the source of this 825-nucleotide messenger RNA. The record is from RefSeq and is a predicted model, not a curated record. NCBI's taxonomy places the organism in Eukaryota, Viridiplantae, Streptophyta, Magnoliopsida, Lamiales, Phrymaceae.
AUGAAUUUUCUUAGUGUUGUUCAGAAGCUUCUGAUUGAGAAAACAGAUUUAGAAAGAAAUCUUAGAAUAUCGAAUGAAAAGCUUUCUUCGGCCCUUUCCGAGUGUAAUGCAAAGGAUAAUAUUGCGAAAAAACAGGUGAAAAUUGCAGAGGAAGCUAUUGCAGGUUGGGAGAAGGCGCAGAUUGAAGCAAUAUCUUUGAAACAAGAACUCGAUAAGGUUUUACAAAAGAAAGCUACUUCCGACGAAAGAAUAGGCCACUUGGAUGCAGCGUUGAAGGAAUGUAUGCUGCAAUUGCGUUUCGUAUAGAAAGAGCAGGAUAAGCGAGUUCAUAGUGCAAUGGUGAAAAGAUCGGAUGAGUUUGAGAAAAUAACAAUUGCGUUAAAUGAAAAGUUAGCAGACUCGGGUAAGAGGCUCGCAAAAUUAGGUGCUGAGAAUACUCAGCUAAGUAAAUCUCUAUCAGGAAAGGAGAAGGUGAUUGAGGAUUUAAGCAAGUACAAAACUCAAAUCGAGGCUGAUUUUAGUGCUCUUAUGUCGAGAGUAGAAUCCACCGAAAAGGAAAACACAUCUCUGAAAUACGAGCUUCGUGUUCUCGAGAAGGAGCUUCACAUUCGGAAUGAAGAAAGAGAAUAUACUCGCCGAAUGGCCGAUGCUGCCCAAAGGGCGAAAUUGGAAACGAGUGUCGAACCGUGUAAAUACUUACAUUUCUUGCAAGAACACUCUUUGGUAUCUGCUUCGUCUGAUGUGGGCAGCGAAGAUAAAGCCAGCUGCUCCGAGUCUUUGGCUUCUCACAGAAACAUGGGAGCUUCAGAUGAGUCUUAUGUAUGA